AUGGAUAAUACAACAACGAGAAGAUUGAAACAGAUUCAAGGUCACUUUUCGUCUCCACAGUCUGUGAGGGUAUUACCACCAUUUAAGAGUGACAAUAGAGUGAAUCUUGUAUCGAUGUGGAAGCAGAUGACAACAUUAACCAAGACGGGUGCAAUGUUUAUACCACCACUAGCUACCUACUAUAUCUAUAAACUACUAAAGAGUAAAACUGGAUUAGUAGCACAACUCAUUACACAACAUAAAGAUAUCGAUUCAAUCAUUAAAGAGAUCUCUGGAAAUAAUACAUUAGAUAAUAUAGUUAAACUUGCUGGUAAAAUAAUAGGAUUAGCAGGAAUAUAUCAAAUUUCACAAAGAAUGCAAACAUAUUUAGGUGUAAAAUUAACAUUUAGUAGAUCAUAUCAAGUUAUGUUGACGAUUUCAUCGAUUAUGGAGACUAUUUUAACAUUUGUAAAGUUACCUCAAAAAUGGGGACCUGUUUUUCUCAUUGUUAGUGUAAUAUAUACAAUGAUUUAUAUUAGAAUAUUAUAUUUGACGUUGGUACAUAAUAAGAAGAUUGAAAGUUUAUUGGGAUCGAAUGAUAGAUGUGUUCGUGGCGACAAUCUUAGAAAUACACAAGGCAUUGCUCUGAAUAUACCGGGAUUGGGUGCAUGGGGAUCGGUCGUUGCACUUACACUCUGGGUGUGGCUGAAGGAGGCACGUCGUUUGGUACAGAGUACCGGUGGUAUUCUCUCGAUGACAUCGUUCAUCUUGUCGGCGGUUGCAUCGAUGCGUGUCGGUUUGCGCGCAGCAAUGACAUCGUUCCCCGGGUUGACACCAUACGAAGGUAGUUCAGCGGUGGUAGUAGCCAUCAUACUCGGUGCACUCCCACUGAUCCCAUCGUGGUCACUCUCAGAGUGGUCGAGAACACUUCUCACAGGUUAUUUAUCAAUCAUAGUUUCGAUGUCAAUCAAUUCAUACUUUGCAUGGAAGCGACCCAAUGCAAUGCUUUAA
Messenger RNA from Heterostelium album PN500, 990 nucleotides. RefSeq lists its product as uncharacterized. The transcript has 4 exons. Lineage: Eukaryota; Evosea; Eumycetozoa; Acytosteliales; Acytosteliaceae. The record is from RefSeq and is a predicted model, not a curated record. The coding region runs from base 1 to 990 and encodes 329 amino acids.